AUGCACUACCGGCUUGGCUACAAGGAGCAGUGGGGCAAAGAGGGCCGCAACGAUCUGGAUGUCAUCAAGAAGCUUGGAGGCAAUGCUAUCCGUCUUUACCAUUCCUUCGGGUAUGGGCCACGAACUGACCACGGCAGUUUUCUGGAUGCAGCUCACAGCAAUGGCUUGAGUGUUUUGCCGGGAGUUGAUUCGGAUUUGGCGAUUCACAACUGCACCGACUUUGAUUGCUAUGAGACGGUCAAGGAGGUGAUCAAGACUGGAUUUUCCGUGGGGUUUGCAAAGGGCAAAGAAUGGCACCCUGCAAUCCACACUGUGAUUCUUUUCAAUGAGCCUGACUUUUUUGGCAACGAUCCAAAAUGCCCCAAGAAGGCAUCUUGGUGCCGGGUGAAGGCGGCGAUCUCGGCACUGGAUGGUUUGCUGGCGGCAGAGAAGGAGGCGAACAUCAGCGCAGGCCGUGUAAACCUUACAACCACAUGGUCCUUUGCGGCUCUUGACUCUAUCGAUGGAAAGUGCAAAAACUGCCCGGGAUACUUCGGGUUCCAGGACAUGCUUGCAGUGAUCGAGAAUGCAUCAAUUGCCAAGUACAUUCCUCGUACCCCAGUCAAAGAAAUUGCAGAUGCCUUCAACAAAAGGUGGGUAAACGCUCUCAACGUGCAAGCCCCUUGGACCUUCGUGAAAGAGACCAUCACCAAGAACUACGGUCCUUUUGGAAACAGGCCCUGGUUUAUCGGCGAAUUUGGAGAUCUUGGGCAGACGCAAGACGUGCUGAAGAAUGACAUCCAGGCCAUGCAUGAGUUUGCCAACUCCAGCAGCUUGUUCCUGGGAACCACCGUCUUCCAGCCCCUGCGAUGCAAGCCACACGAGAACCAGUUCGAUCGUCGAUCCGAGACCGUUCGAUCGUCCAUCGGUGAGUUCUUCCUUGCCGCAAUUUGCUGCUGUCACGUCAUUGGUCCCAUGAUUUGUUUGAUGAGGGAAAGCCAGACGAAUGGCUUGCACGCUCAGAUGUUAGACUCCAACACGAGCAAUCCACAGGGCAUCAUUCGUGACGAGAUAGAUGCAGCUGCGAAGCGGGCGCAAGCUGGCCAGAACUGGCAGAAUGGAGUGUGCACACCUGGUCAUGGAGAAUGUGCUGCAAAAGGGCGACACGAGGAAGUACCUGAGGGCUUCAUCCCUGGGGACAAUCUUUUGGCCAUCGAUGCGGGCUGCGGGCCAGGCCUGUGGCUUCGCGGACUCAGCCGCCGCUUCUCUCAUGUGAUUGCUCUGGAUCAAUCCCAGAACUUGUUGGAAAAGGCCGAUCACGGGAAAGAGGCCAAUGAGGGUGGAGAUCAAUCGAGACUUGUCGAGAUCCGUCCCGCUGUGGACCUGGGUCAGCCCUGUUCCAAGACAGAGACGGAUGGGAAGGUCUUUUGUGGGCCGGAGGUGCCUGGAACCCGAGAGAAGGCGGAUUUGGUGGCGAGCUUCAACGUUUUGAUCUCCCCGAACAAAGAAGCAAGGGAGAACAUCCUCCGUCGAGAAGCUGAAAUGUUGCGUCCAGCGCUUUGGCGGCAGGUGCCGAGCUCUACGCUGCUGUUGUUGGUGCCGAGCGCUGAGUCUUUCCGUGCAGUGCGGGCCCUCUACCAACAGCAAGGUGGAGCGGAGAGUGGGCUCGGCCAAUAUGUCGACUAUUUGUCGGAGCAUCCAGAAGAAGAAGCGCACAACGUUUUUCGGGUCUACGCACGCACCAAGCACUACACCGAGAAGGAGGCUUGUGACAUGGUGGAAAGAGUGGGCCUUUCCUGUGCAAAAGUCAUCAGCCAUCCAAUGCGGUGGAGAUAUGUUUUCCCCUUGGCAUCAGAUGAGGCCUUUGCAUGGACUUUUGAUGUAUAUAGUAUUCACACUUUUGAUGGAGGUCUUUGGCUUGAGUGUGACUGCUUUUCCUGA
Molecule: messenger RNA, 1920 nt
Organism: Durusdinium trenchii
Lineage: Eukaryota; Dinophyceae; Suessiales; Symbiodiniaceae
Source: the annotation of a GenBank genome assembly